CUCGCGACGGCCUGCGGUGGGGGGUUGCUUUACCGCUUUAUGUCGUAACGGCCUCUGACCCAGCCGUAAAGCCCCACUCCCAGCGAUGUCGUUGGAUCUGGGGAGAUUUAAAGUGAAAGGCGCCAGAAUCCGCUGCUGGCUGCCUGGCCGCCUCCUGUAGCGCGGCGGAGCCGCCGGCAACAUGGCGAGGGCUGGCGCCGUGCUUGGGGAGCUCAGCCUCAUGGACAAAGGCAUUGGGAGCUUGUUGGAGAUAACUCUAAGUUCAGAACUUCACACAAUCAACCUACAUUGUAACCAAAUCUCGAAGAUUGAAGGGCUUGGCCAUAUCCAGAAUUUGCAGCAUUUAGACUUGUCAUCUAAUCAAAUAAAUCAAAUCGAAGGACUAAGUACCCUAACUAAUCUUCGCACUUUAAAUUUAUCCUGUAAUUUGAUAACAAAAGUAGAGGGACUGGAAAAGCUACAUAAUUUAACUAAACUGAAUUUGUCAUACAACCGCAUACAUGAUCUUACUGGAUUUCUAGACCUUCGUGGAACCUGUCAUAAAGUUAGUCACAUUGAUCUCCACAGCAACUGCAUAAAUAGUAUUAACCAUUUACUCCAAUGUAUGAUGGGACUGCACUACUUGACCAAUCUUACUUUAGAAAAAAAUGGAAAGGGCAAUCCAGUCUGUGACACAACAGGUUACAGAGAGAUCAUCCUUCAGACUUUGCCUCAGCUAACAGUCCUUGAUGGAAGGAAUGUAUUUGGUGAACCAGUAAACUUGAAAGAAGAGAAUUCAUCAGAUUUGCAAUGUUUAGAAGGUCUCUUGGAUUGUUUGGUUUCAUCCAGUCCUCCAUGCCAUGAAGAACAGAGUUGUGUUAACUUGCGAGUGAUCACCCCUCAUAUUGAUAAGGUGUUAGCUCAGUUUCGACAACGUGCAAGUAUACCAACACAAAGUACCUUCAGUUCUUCUUCAGAACCAGUCUCCUCUUCAGAACCAGAAAGGGCUAAAACUGAUAAUGACUUAUACAGUGAGAUGAGGAUCAAAAAACUAGAGGAUCAAAUUUCACAGCUCUUGCAGAAGGUGUCUAAUUGUUCAAGAACAGGCACUCCUUUGAAAGUUCUCAAAGCAAAGAGAGACACUGAUCUGACUUCUGAGAGUGAGUGUGAAAGUGGAAAAGAGAACAACAGAAAGGUGGCUAAAAGAAGCAAGAUCCCUAAUUAUUGUAAAUCUACUUUGUCUACUAAGCACCAUGCUAAUCAUCUGAAAGGCAAAAUAACUGACAGGGGAGAGGAGCAGAAUUCCUUAAAGCUGAAGUGUCUGCAUUCUCAAAUGAAAGAGAACUCUUCUUGUGUAAAUUCAGCUUCAGAAACGCCAGACUUGGAAGUGGUGGGAAAAUCAGCCAAGAAAUUGAUGGGAAGACCAAAGAGUCAAAUAAGAAAAACAGAAGACGUGAAUUCAAGUACUGCAGAGGAAUCCACUUACAGGGCAUUAGUUCAAGAACUGGAUCAGGAGAAAGAGAAGAGGUGGAAAGCUGAACAAGCUGAAAAGAAACUGAGAGACUAUAUCAAAGAACUGCAGAAACAGUCAAAAGAAGAAAAGGAUAUUCAGAGUAUGGCUGUGUACACUACAGACAGGUUAAAGGAACUGAUUUUGAGAGAGAGAAAUACAAAAACAGGACUGCAAGCUGAUAUCCAGCAAUUGAAGGAUGAAACUGAAAGACUUACCAAUGAGUUAAAUCAAGCAAGAAAUAAAGAGGAAGAUCAACAAAAGGCUCUACAAACUUUAGAAGAAACAUUAUCCAAGAUGGAGACACAAAGAGUGCAGCAACAAGCAACAGGGAUGAAGCGGAUUCAAGAGGCAGAACUUAAAGCUUCAGCGACUGAGAGAGAAGUACAGUUACUUCGAGUAUCUCUUCGACAACAGAAAGAGAAGGUGCAUCAACUCCAUGAGCUUCUCAUGUUAAAAGAGCAAGAGCACAGGAGAGAACUUGAAUCCCGAGUUGCUUUGAAUGGAUCUGAAUUCCAAGAUGCCUUGUCAAAAGAAAUCGCUAAAGAACAACAGCGGCAUGAAGAACGCAUUAAAGAAUUUCAGGAGAAAAUUAGUAUGUUAAACCAGCAGUAUAUGCAGUUGGAAAAUGAAUUUCGUAUUGCUUUAACUAUUGAAGCCAAAAGGUUUAAAGAGGUUAAGGAUGGUUUUGAAAAUGUUACUGCUGAGUUAGCAGAACAUAAGUGUUCCCUUUUUCAAUCUCAGCAAAAGGAAAAGCAGUCAGCAGCUCUGAUUCAAGAGCUGACAUCCAUGGUGAAAGAACAGAAAGCAAGGAUUACAGAGGUAGUAAAGUCAAAACAAGAAACAACAGCAAAUCUAAAGAGUCGAAUCAGAGCACUUGAAACUUUGGUUGAGGAGGACAAACAAAAGACUAUUCAAAUUGAACUCCUGAAACAGGAAAAAUCAAAACUUAUUUCUCAGCUGACAGCCCAAGAAUCUGUAAUUGAUGGAUUAAAAGUGGAAAGAAAAAUAUGGGGACAAGAGUUGGCACAACAGGGAGCUUCUCUUGCUCAAGACCGUGGAAAACUAGAAGCAAAAAUUGAGGUUCUGACCAAUGAAAGUGAGAUUCUAAAAAAACAAAAGGAACGCGACAAUGAUGCACUAAGAAUUAAGACCAAAAUAGUGGAAGAUCAAACAGAAACAAUUAGGAAAUUAAAAGAAGGUUUACAGGAGAGAGAUGAGCAGAUGAGAAAACAGCGUGAAGAAAAUGUUGAAAUCCAAAAGACUUUUCAGGUACAAUUGGAUGAAAAAACUGCACAGUUAGAAGAGCUAAUGGAAAAGUUAGAAAGGCAAAAUGAAAGAAAAGAGGAAUUAAAACAACUGCUAGAAGAGAAAGAAGCAGAACUGGAAGAUAUUGGGAAAGCAUAUAGUGCAAUGAAUAAGAAGUGGCAAGAUAAAGGAGAACUACUAAGCCACCUUGAGACACAAGUUAAACAAAUGAAAGAAAACUUUGAUAUCAAGGAAAAGAAGCUGAUCGAAGAGAGAAACAAAAGCCUUCAAACUCAGAAGGUUGCAAUGGAAAAACUUCAUUCAAUGGAUGAUGCUUUUAGAAGACAGCUUGAGUCAACGCUAGCAGCUCAUCAGGCAGAAUUACUGCAGCUGGCAAAUGAAAAACAAAGACAAAUUGAAACAGCAAAUGAAAAGGUUUACCAGGUUGAAGAAGAAAUGCGUCAGCUUCUGCAAGAAACAGCAAACAGUAAAAAGGCCAUGGAAGAGAAAAUAAGGCGACUUACAAGUGCAUUAAGUGACAUUCAGCAAGAUCUCUGACGAAACAUGUAAUGCAUUAAAUCUGACCACCCUGCUCCUCUUUUUAAUAAAAGGAGUUGGUGAAGAAAUGUAAAAUAUAUACAUAAACAAAUAUACCGUAUCUUUGUUAAUAUAAUUUGUUACACUUGUUGCUGUGAUUUUUUUGUUUCCUUUAAAACACUUAUUUCCAGAGUAAUUUUUAUUUGUGUGAUUUUUUUUGAGAGUUCAAGAAUCAAAUAUGUAUUAAAACUAUGUACAGUAUUUUCAUACAAGUUAUCUGAUGUAUGUGUCUGGUAAUAUUUGUGUCCAAGCUGCCUAAGAAAUAGGUCAAAACAAAUCAACAGAUGAAAAUCACUGUAUGAGUUAAGAAUUAUCCGUAAACGAAGAGAAGGUGGAGGCAUGGCAGAUGGCGUCAGGAAUGAAGUAAGGACACAAAAAGGGUUGGGCAUGUCUAUUGUGUGCUUGGGUUCUUUCAGUUAAGAAAUCAUGGAGAUUGUCAUAUUAACAAAAAAUAAAUUGCACCCAUAAUCAGGGGAGAGACUUUUUUUUAAUAACACAUACCGUACAUGACCGUUUUGCAUAUCUGGAAUUAACACUGUUUUGAGAUAGCAUUCAGUGACUUUUCAGAGUUAAUACUGUUAUCCCAGAGAAAAGAGAGAUCUUGUUGACUUCAGCAACUGCUGAAUGUGUUCAAUAAUCUCUUCUAGACAUUACCAUUCAAACCUGAUGCUGUUCCUUGAUGUCUUUCAUACACUACGCUGUUUGUUUCAAAGGAUGCGCUCCUGUUCCCAUGCAGGGGUCCACCCUCAUGGAACAGCUUGCAGGAUCAAGGGCUAAAUAAGAAAAUUCUUGAUCUCAGGAAUUUACUCAUGUAAAUGUGAGGCUGAUUACACAGAGGCUUAACAAACAAGUGGUACUGAAAAUAUACUUCAUUCUGAAUGACAUGCUUCAGUUAUGACUUGAUUUAUACUGUUGCAUUUCUUUAAAAAUCCAAUGUUUUAAUUUUUUUAUUAAUAGCUAUGCAGUUGCUCCCUAAAAUCCCAGUGAGAGUUGGGGGUUUGGUGUUCUGGUCACUAUACGGCCUUUUAGUAAUAAAUCUGUUCUUGACUACCAUUCCUGCAUGCUCAGAUGAUUCCAUUUCUCUCUCUGAAAGGGCCUCUAAAUCUAUUUCCUGGAGAAGGAAAUGACAACUUUUGACAGACUUUAAAUCUUUAUAUGGAAAUAACUUCCAUCUCCUUUAAAAUGGUUUUAUCCAGGAUGGCAGUUUUUUGGGGUCUCUAUUGUAUCGCUACAUUUCCUUCAUUUAGUUACUUACAAUGCUGAAUGGUGCUGUGCUAUAAAAUGAUCUGAAAUUUUCAGUUGUGCAUGAAUAAAGUAUUCAGCAGAUUUGGAGUUGGAGCUGUCCUUCUAAUGGAGGAUCUUGCAAACAUUGUCAUAUCUCUACUAAUAAUAGAAGAAAAUGUUUCUUCUCCCACCCUUACCUUUUCAUUUCCUCUGCGGUGCUUGAGCCUCACUGUUUGAGGAAACACUUUUCUAGAAAACUUUCUGUGGUUGUCAACUCUCAGGCAGACUAGUGACACUGACUUAAGGCUUGAGCAUUCUGAAAAUGUGACUAAGCAUACAUGCAUGCUGGGACCUGAAGCACCCAGGUGUUUGCACUCUACACCCUCUUGUGUUGAUCUUUGUACCAAAUGUGCCUUUAAAAACUAAUAACUUGCAGGUCAACACUACCAUGGUGAAAUAUGUAGCAACAUUAUAUGUAAAGUUAUGAAUUCCCCCAUAUGAUGUUACUAGAGCAUGUUCAAGACCAGGUGGCCUUGCCUAGGUAAAGGUGUUAAAUGGUUCAAUCCUAAACAAAGGAAUGGGGGUUUGCCUUAAUUUAAAUAUAAGCAGUAAACAUGAUCAUCAAGACAGCAGGGGGAGGAGACUGCAGGAAUCAGAACAAUUUGUAUUUUAGCAAAUACCAGUGUGUGUGGGGAAAACAUUGUGGAGCUUCCUUCAGUAUCAGACUCCUGUAAGUAAUAGCAAGAAAAUGCAUUAGAGUAUCUUUUGUUUUAGCUUGUAAAUUUU
Molecule: messenger RNA, 5344 nt
Organism: Terrapene triunguis (Three-toed box turtle)
Lineage: Eukaryota; Metazoa; Chordata; Testudines; Emydidae
Gene: LRRCC1
Product: leucine rich repeat and coiled-coil centrosomal protein 1
Exons: 19
Coding region: 182-3295 (1037 amino acids)
Cellular component (GO): cytoplasm; centrosome
Molecular function (GO): protein binding
Source: RefSeq, a predicted model, not a curated record